Messenger RNA from Penicillium argentinense, 1764 nucleotides. Its product is annotated as putative amidase. The transcript is spliced from 3 exons. The coding region runs from base 1 to 1764 and encodes 587 amino acids. The record is from RefSeq and is a predicted model, not a curated record. NCBI's taxonomy places the organism in Eukaryota, Fungi, Ascomycota, Eurotiomycetes, Eurotiales, Aspergillaceae.
AUGGCGCCCUUCCUGCAGCUCGCCGUGAGCGGCCUCGCCCUGGCCAGCUCAGCCGUGGCUGCUCGCCACGAACAGGUCGAUACACUGGUUGCCUCGCAGAUCUUGACCGAUCCCUACGCCUAUGAUUUUCCUCGUCUGGGCGCCCCCGGGGCCUCGCUGUUCCCGAUGCGCCGCUGCCACGGGUUCAAGCUGGAGGAAGCCAGUGUCGAUGAGAUCCAGGCCCAACUGAGCAAUGGCUCCUUCACCAGCGUUGAGCUGCUGCAGUGCUACCUCGACCGCAUUCACCAGACCCAGCCGUACCUGAAUGCCAUCCUGCAAUUCAACCCUGAUGCUUUCUCCAUCGCUCAAAAGCUGGACGAGGAGCGUGCUCAUGGAAAGGUCCGUGGUCCUCUCCACGGUAUUCCCUUUAUUGUUAAGGACAACAUUGCCAGCAAGGACCGCAUGGAGACUACUGCUGGCUGCUGGGCUCUGCUGGGAAGCGUGGUGCCCCGUGACUCCCACGUCGUCCACGGCAUGCGCAAGGCCGGUGCUCUGCUCCUGGGCAAGGGUGCUCUGAGCGAGUGGGCGGACAUGCGUUCGAACAACUAUUCCGAGGGUUUCACUGCCCGUGGUGGCCAGUGCCGUAGUGCCUAUAACUUCACCGUCAACCCCGGUGGCAGCAGCACUGGUCCUGGUGUCGCCGUCGGUGCCAAUCUGGUCCCCAUCGCUCUGGGCACCGAGACUGAUGGUAGUGUCAUCAACCCCGCUCAGCGCAACGCCAUCGUCGGCAUCAAGCCUACUGUCGGUCUGACCUCCCGUGCUGGUGUCAUCCCCGAGUCUCUGCACCAGGAUACUGUCGGUACCUUUGGCAAGACCGUUCGUGACGCCGUGUAUGCCCUGGAUGCCAUCUAUGGAGUCGACACCCGUGACAACUACACUCUCGCUCAGAAGGACAUGACCCCGAAGGGCGGAUAUGCCCAGUUCCUGUCCAAGAAGGACGCUCUCAAGGGCGCUGUGUUUGGUCUUCCCUGGAAGUCCUUCUGGGCUCUCGGCGACGCGGAGCAGAUUGCCCAGCUCGAGGAGCUCAUCUCCCUGAUCAAGUCCGCUGGUGCUACCAUCAUCAACGGCACUGAGCUGCCUCACUACAAGCAGAUUGUCUCCCCCGACGGCUGGAACUGGGACUACGGCACCACCCGUGGUUUCGUCAACGAGUCGGAGUACUCCUACAUCAAGGUCGACUUUUACAACAACCUACGCGACUACCUCGCCGAGGUCAACAACACCGCGAUCAAGUCUGUCGAGGACCUCGUUCAGUACAACAUCGACAACUAUGGCUCCGAGGGCGGUCUCCCCGGCAUCCACCCAGCCUUCGGCUCCGGCCAGGACGGCCUCAUCGCCUCCCUGGAGAGCAAGGGUAUCAUGAACGAGACCUACUUCUCCGCCCUGGAGUUCUGCCAACGCACCACCCGCGAGGAGGGCAUUGACGCCGCUCUGAAGUACAAGAAUGGCACCCUGGAUGGUCUUCUGGUGCCUCCGGAUGUCGCCCAGAGCAUUCAGAUCGCUGCCCAGGCUGGUUACCCUGUCAUCACUGUGCCUGCGGGUACCGGCUCGGAGUCCGGCAUGCCCUACGGCCUAGCGAUCAUGAACACGGCCUUCUCGGAGCCCACUCUCAUCAAGUACGCCAGUGCUAUUGAGGAUCUUCAGAAGACCUCUGGCACAAAGUGGCAGCGUACGCUCCCUGAGUGGCGCGGCUACCUGGAGCGCAACCUGCCCGUGAUCAUGUAA